AUGGGUGGUGCAGCAGACGCCAAGAAGGCGGCGGUCAUGUCAGUGUUCAUGCACGCGGAUGCCAUGGACAUGGCGCUGAUGGCGGUGGGCCUGGUGGGCGCCAUCGGCGAUGGCUUCUCGACACCGGUGAAGCUGCUCAUCACCGGCUUCAUCAUCAACGACCUCGGCAACAGCGGCCCAGAACACCUCCAGGAGUUGAGCUCCAAGAUGGACGAGGUACGCAUCAACAAAUUCUACACACCUGUGCCUAUUAACGCGAGGAACCUUGUCUUCUUGGCGCUGGGCAGCUGGGUCAUGGCGUUCCUAGAGGGGUAUUGCUGGUCACGGACGGCGGAGCGGCAGGCGUCGCGGAUGCGUGCAUGCUACCUGGCAGCGGUGCUCCGGCAGGACGUGGAGUACUUCGACCUCAAGGUGGGGUCGACGGCGGACGUGAUUGCCAGUGUCUCCAACGACAGCCUGGUGGUGCAGGACGUGCUGAGCGAGAAGGUGCCCAACCUGGUGAUGAACGCCGCCACCUUCCUCGGCAGCUACGCCGCCGGCUUUGUGCUAGUGUGGCGGCUCACCCUGGUGACCCUGCCUUCUAUCCUGCUCCUCGUCGUCCCGGGGUUCAUGUACGGCCGCAUCCUCAUGGGCCUCGCGCGGCAGAUCAGGGAGCAGUACACGCGCCCGGGCGCCAUCGCUGAGCAGGCCAUCUCCUCUGUGCGCACAGUGUGCUCCUUCGCAGCAGAGCGUGCCACCAUGGCGCAGUUCUCAACGGCGCUCAAGGAGUCGGCGCGGCUCGGGAUCAAACAAGGGCUCGCCAAGGGCAUCGCCGUCGGCAGCACUGGCAUCACCUUCACCAUCUGGGCCUUCAGCGUCUGGUAUGGCAGCCACCUCGUCAUGUACCAUGGCUACCAGGGUGGCACUGUUUCCGCAGUCUCCGCCGCGGCCGUCGUUGGUGGCCUGGCGCUGGGGUCGGGGCUGUCGAACCUCAAGUACCUGUCGGAGGCGAGUGCAGCGGGGGAGAGGGUGCUGGAGGUGAUCCGGCGGGUGCCCAAGAUCGACUCGGGCAGUGACACAGGGGAGGAACUCCUUAACGUUGCCGGUAAGGUGGAGUUCAAGAACGUAGAGUUCUGCUACCCGUCGCGGCCAGAUAGCACCAUCUUCGCGUGCUUCAACCUGUGCGUGCCGGCGGGGCGCACAGCUGCGCUUGUGGGCAGCAGCGGGUCCGGCAAGUCCACGGUGAUGGCAUUGAUAGAGAGGUUCUACGACCCGUCGGCCGGCGAGGUGGCGCUGGACGGCGUCGACAUCCGGCGGCUGCGGCUCAAGUGGCUGCGCGCCCAGAUGGGGCUUGUCAGCCAGGAGCCGGCGCUCUUUGCCACAACCAUCAUGGAGAACAUACUAUUUGGCAAGGAGGACGCCACGCCAGAGGAGGUCACCGCCGCCGCCAAGGCCGCCAAUGCACACAACUUCAUCUCCCAGCUGCCGCAAGGGUACGACACACAGGUGGGUGAGCGUGGUGUCCAAAUGUCUGGAGGGCAGAAGCAGAGGAUUGCUAUAGCCAGAGCAAUCCUGAAGUCACCCAAGAUCCUCCUCCUUGAUGAAGCCACCAGUGCACUGGAUACAGAGUCAGAGCGUGUCGUACAGGAGGCACUCGACCUGGCCUCCUUGGGUCGGACGACUAUCGUCGUUGCCCAUCGCCUCUCCACUAUCCGCAAUGCUGACAUGAUUGCUGUCAUGCAGUAUGGUGAGGUCAAGGAGCUAGGCUCCCACAACGAGCUCAUUGCCGAUGAGAAUGGCCUCUACUCAUCGCUUGUUCGCCUUCAGCAGACUAGAGACUCAAAUGAGGUUGAUGAGGUUAGUGGAGCUGGCAGUACUUCCAUUGUGGGGCAGCCCAACAGCCACAACAUCAGCAGGAGAUUCUCCUCGGCUAGCAGGUCCAGCUCAGACGGGUCAAUGGGUAGUGCUGACUGCAUUGAUGUGCCAAAGCUUCAUCCGCCAUCGUUCAGAAGCCUGCUCAUGCUUAACGCACCAGAGUGGAGGCAGGCGCUUAUGGGAAGCUUGAGUGCAGUUGUGUAUGGAGGCAUCCAACCUGCUUAUGCAUACGCCAUGGGAAACAUGAUCUCGGUCUAUUUCUUGACAGAUCACGAUGAGAUUAAGGACAAAACAAGGAAGUAUGCACUCACCUUCGUCGCUCUUGCGGUGCUCUCUUUCUUGCUCAAUAUUGGACAACAUUACAACUUCUGUGCCAUGGGAGAAUACCUCACCAAGAGGGUCAGGGAACAGAUGCUCGGGAAAAUCCUCACUUUCGAGAUCGGAUGGUUCGACCACGAUGAGAAUUCCAGCGGUGCCAUAUGCUCACAGCUUGCCAAGGAUGCCAACGUUGUGAGGUCUCUAGUGGGUGACCGGAUGGCGCUGGUGACCCAGACAGUAUCUUCGGUGCUUAUCGCUUGCACCUUGGGUCUGGUCAUUGCCUGGCGUCUUGCCCUUGUCAUGAUAGCAGCGCAGCCUCUCAUCAUCGUCUGCUUCUAUGCUCGCAGUGUCUUACUGAAGAGCAUGUCCAAGAAGUCAAUACAGGCACAAUCCGAAAGUAGCAAGCUAGCUGCCGAGUCCGUCUCAAACCUCCGUACCAUCACGGCCUUCUCAUCCCAGGAGCGCAUCUUAGGCCUCUUCAACCAAGCACAGAAUGGACCGCGGAAGGAAAGCAUCCGUCAAUCAUGGAUUGCUGGACUUGGCCUUGGCACUUCCAUGGGCCUGAUGACAUGCACAUGGGCCCUGGCCUUCUGGUAUGGUGGCAGGCUCAUGGCUGAGCGCCGCAUUGCCGCCAACGAACUCCUCCAGACCUACAUGAUUCUGAUAAGCACAGGGCGUGUGAUUGCUGAUGCAGGUAGCAUGACAACAGACCUAGCUAAGGGUGCUGAUGCAGUCGCUUCAGUCUUUGCUAUCCUUGACCGGGUAACAGCAAUUGACCCUGACAACCCUGAGGGAUACAAGCCGGAGAAGCUCAAAGGUGAGGUGGAUAUCAGAGAAAUCGACUUUGCAUACCCUUCAAGGCCAGAUGUAAUCAUCUUCAAAGGAUUCUCAUUAAGCAUCCAACCAGGCAAGUCAACAGCACUGGUUGGGCAAAGUGGCUCUGGCAAGUCAACCAUCAUUGCGCUUAUAGAGCGAUUCUAUGACCCUCUAAGAGGAAUGGUGAAAAUUGAUGGCAGGGACAUCAAAACAUAUAAUCUUCAAGCCCUGCGGCGGCACAUUGGCCUGGUCAGCCAGGAGCCAACUCUAUUUGCAGGCACAAUCAGAGAGAACAUUGUGUAUGGCACAGAAACGGCAAGUGAGGAAGAAAUUGAGAAUGCCGCAAGGUCUGCCAACGCACAUGACUUCAUCAGCACCCUCGCGGAUGGAUAUGGCACAUGGUGUGGCGAGAGAGGUGUUCAGCUCUCAGGAGGGCAGAAGCAACGCAUUGCCGUGGCCCGUGCCAUCCUGAAGGACCCAGCCAUAUUGCUACUGGACGAGGCUACAAGUGCACUGGACAGCCAAUCCGAAAAGGUUGUACAUGAAGCACUGGAGAGAGUACUGGUCGGCAGGACAAGUUUGGUUGUGGCACACAGGCUCAGCACGAUCCAAAACUGUGACCUAAUCGCCGUGCUUGACAAAGGAAUUAUUGUGGAAAAGGGCACACACUCGUCCCUCAUGUCAAAGGGUUCCACAGGAACAUAUUAUAGCUUAGUUAGUUUGCAACAAGGAGGCAACCAACACUAAGGCUGUGUUCGGCAAUCCACCGCUCCGUCACCAGGGAGCGGAGCGCGCGGAGCAGCUUGUUUGCCACUCUCCGUAUUUGUACUGUAUGCCGCUCCGCUCCGCGGCGGAGUUACGGAGCGGAGGGAUUCCGAACGGAGCGUAAGUAUGCAUGACCUACCAUACAUUAGUCUUUUUUUUACUUCUUUUGAGAUAUUUUCGAAUUAGAACUGCAAGCAAGAAUGAUAACCAGAUCAUUGUAACUUUCUGCAACAACAGGCUAUUUUUCCUCC
Messenger RNA from Triticum aestivum (bread wheat), 4004 nucleotides. RefSeq names its product putative multidrug resistance protein. The coding region runs from base 1 to 3735 and encodes 1244 amino acids. NCBI's taxonomy places the organism in Eukaryota, Viridiplantae, Streptophyta, Magnoliopsida, Poales, Poaceae. The transcript has 6 exons. Gene Ontology annotation, molecular function: ABC-type transporter activity; ATP hydrolysis activity; ATP binding. Gene Ontology annotation, cellular component: membrane. The record is from RefSeq and is a predicted model, not a curated record. Gene Ontology annotation, biological process: transmembrane transport.